CUAUUUACCUUUUAUCAGUUUCAAUUGAUUAAUUAUAUAUUUCGUCUGUUAUGCAGAAACGGCCUGACGGGCCUCACAGGUCUCACACACACAGGUUCCGGUGGAGAAAUGAGUGAGGUUUUAUACAAAAGAUAAUUAUUGGAAAAAGUGACUUUUUAUGUAAAAUACCACUGGGCGGCUAAAAUGGGGGGAGUAUCGGCCGCUUCCGCAUAACGACAUCAGCAAAUACAAUAGUGAAGACUGAAACUGUCUCGUUGCCCCCUCCAGUGUAUCACUCUGAGACUGCGAGUGUUUGCUGUUGCAGAAGAAUCAGGUCCCCUUCCAACACCAGGAUACUUGCCGCUGCACUGCUGUACUAAUAUGAGGGAGUCGUCAUCAUUCUUUGAUACAAUGAUGAGUCAUCUACGUUCAACAUCCAAGUAUUAUACUGGUUACCCAAAGGAUCUUGGGCCAUCAAGGGUUAUCCAUUUUACAUCAGAGCGUGAAUUUGUCCAGCUCCUACAUGAAGGUUAUCCUGUGGUUGUGGCAUUCACCAUCAGGUGUAAUCUUACAAAACAUCUUGACAAAGUAUUAGAGGAAGCUGCUGCUGAGUUCUAUCCACAUGUGAAAUUUAUGCGUGUUGAGUGCCCAAAAUAUCCUGGUUUCUGUAUUACACGGCAGAAGAAGGAAUAUCCAUUUAUAGAAGUAUUUCAUAGUCCAGAACAAGCAUCUAGCCAGGGAAAGGUUGCUGAUCCAAAUAUUACUAAGUAUUCAGUGAAGGUUCUACCUUACCAUAACGACACUAGUGCCUAUGGAUUUAGAGAAUUCUUCAGGCGCAACGGAAUACGGUCAUCAAAUCCACAGUAAACAUCUGGAAGUAUAUAUCUCUGUAGGUUCCUUGAACAUUUGUUCUUUGGAACUUCACUCUAAUUUCAACAAUGCGAAUGAAGCUUUGUAUAACUAGGUCUUUGUGGGUCGAGAUUUUGAAAGAGAUGAUAUGUAUGUGUGGAAGAUACAGAGACCGGUUAAAAGGUCGAAAUCAUAGACUAUACAUAUCUUUCAUAUUUUGUUAUAAUCUCCAUAUUUGUCUUCACCUCAUUUUGUUUUAUUAGUUCCUGUCUCACAUCCCUUCCUCUUUUCCCCAUCUAUGCUACGAUCACAGCUAUGAGUUGCCUUUUGUUUUCUUUAGUUUUAGAGUUUGUGGAAGAUAGAGCAAGGAGUAAAAUAGCAAUUACAUUCCUUGUUUUUAGAUGCUAGAGUUUUAACUUUUUAGGUUACUUUCAAAAGA
Fragaria vesca subsp. vesca is the source of this 1267-nucleotide messenger RNA. RefSeq lists its product as uncharacterized. The record is from RefSeq and is a predicted model, not a curated record. Lineage: Eukaryota; Viridiplantae; Streptophyta; Magnoliopsida; Rosales; Rosaceae. The coding region runs from base 361 to 846 and encodes 161 amino acids. The transcript is spliced from 8 exons.